ACUGCAAGAUGUCCAACAAGAAACUAGCUGAAAAGUUUUUGAAAUGCAUUGGACUAGAGAGAGGAGCUGAUAUUGAUCAAACCUCACUACUUUUAAACACUUUGCCUCCAAAGAAAUUAGCAGCUAAAGGUCUUGCAAUCAUCAAUUUAACAUCAGAGAAUAUCAAAACAGGUCUCGGUGGUCGUACAAUUUUAGAGUUGAAAAACGAUCUAGGAGGUCAUGAAUCAGAGUCAAUUGUUGCUGGUGAUAUAAGGACUGGUGAUAUAGUGAGAAUUGACAAGACAGCUUCAUCAACAAAGAAGAAACCGAAAACUGAGGAAACAGACACUGCUUGUGAAGGUGUCGUUACUAGAGUAUCACAAACUUCAAUUGUUAUAACUAUUGAUGAAAAUUUUGAAGAAAAGAUAUUAAACAUUGCCAAUGAUAAACUAUGGAUUGUCAAAAUAUCAAAUUCAAUAACUUAUAAAAGAAUGGAGUCCACAAUGAGGAAACUUUCAGAAAUUGAAUCAAUACCUAAUGAACUAAUUCAAAUUUUACUUAAUGAAGCUAAAUAUAUCCCACCACAAGAAUCACAACUAAAACAAUCAUUCAGCUCAUUGAACUUUUUUGAUGAAAAUUUAAAUCAGUCACAGCAAAAUGCAAUCAAUUUCGCAAUCAACAGUCCGAUUAGUAUUAUCCAUGGACCUCCGGGAACUGGUAAAACAUAUACAUUGAUUGAAUUAAUAAGACAACUAGUUCAAAAAGGUCAAAGAGUUUUAGUUUGUGGCCCUUCAAACAUUUCAGCUGAUACUAUAUUGGAGAGAUUAAAUGGGAAAUUACCAGGUGAUCAAUUGUUAAGAAUAGGUCAUCCUGCUAGAUUAUUAAGUUCAAAUUUACAACAUUGUUUAGAUAUAGUCAGUACAACAAGUGAUGGUGGUCAAUUAGUUAAUGAUAUUAAGAAGGAAAUUGAUGAUACCAUCAAAAAGAUCAAGAAAACUAAAAGUUAUAGAGAGAAAAAGGCAAUUUGGCAAGACGUUAAAGAGUUGAGAAAGGAGUUAAGAAUCAGAGAGAAAAAAGUUACACAUGAAGUUAUUAAACAAGCAAAAGUUGUUGUGGCAACUUUACAUGGUUCAAGUUCAAGAGAUUUAUUAUCAAUUUACAAUUCACAACCUGGAUUAAAACUUUUCGAUACAAUUAUAAUUGAUGAAGUUUCUCAAUCAUUAGAACCACAAUGUUGGAUACCUAUAAUAAAUCAUUUACAAUCGGAUGUUAAGAAAUUGGUUCUAGCUGGGGAUAAUCAACAAUUACCACCAACUAUUAAAUUAGAUAAUAACGACAAUGUCAAAGAUAUUUUGGCAACAACAUUAUUUGAUAGACUUGUUUCAAAUUAUGGUGAUUCUUUUAAGAAAUUAUUAGAUACUCAAUAUAGAAUGAAUAAAUCAAUAAUGGAGUUUUCAUCUCAAAAACUUUACAAUGGUGAACUGAAAGCUGAUGAUUCUGUGGCAAAUAUCUUAUUACCAGACCUAACAAAUGUUGAACAGAAUGAUUAUACAGAAUUCCCAGUUAUUUGGUAUGAUACACAAGGUGAUUUUCCCGAGAAGGAUAGUGCAGAUGAUGAUGAAUUAGUUUCAUCAAAGUACAAUGAUAUGGAGGCAUAUGUUGUACAUCUUCACAUCAAGAGAUUGAUCGAGUCAGGGGUUCAACAAGCACAUAUUGGUGUGAUUGCACCUUAUAAUGCCCAAGUUUCUUUUUUGAAGAAAUUGUUACAUGGUGAUCAUCCUCAAAUUGAGAUUUCCACUGUUGAUGGGUUUCAAGGACGUGAAAAAGAAGUUAUUAUUUUAUCAUUAGUUAGAAGUAAUGAUACGAGAUCAGUUGGGUUUCUAGCAGAGGAGAGGAGAUUGAAUGUUGCCAUAACAAGACCAAAGAGACAAUUAUGUAUUGUUGGUGAUAUGGAAACAAUCACUCAAGGUAGUAAAUUUUUACAUGACUGGGUUGAAUGGAAUGAAACUAAUGCAGAAUUGAUCUAUCCUGACCCUGAUGAUAUAUUAUAAUAAAA
Molecule: messenger RNA, 2035 nt
Organism: Hansenula anomala
Lineage: Eukaryota; Fungi; Ascomycota; Saccharomycetes; Phaffomycetales; Wickerhamomycetaceae
Gene: HCS1
Product: ATP-dependent 5'-3' DNA helicase HCS1
Exons: 1
Coding region: 9-2030 (673 amino acids)
Molecular function (GO): 5'-3' DNA helicase activity; ATP hydrolysis activity; ATP binding
Source: RefSeq, a predicted model, not a curated record